Prosopis cineraria is the source of this 745-nucleotide messenger RNA. RefSeq lists its product as uncharacterized. The record is from RefSeq and is a predicted model, not a curated record. Bases 1 to 363 code for a protein of 120 amino acids. The transcript is spliced from 3 exons. Lineage: Eukaryota; Viridiplantae; Streptophyta; Magnoliopsida; Fabales; Fabaceae.
AUGAUCAGCUUUUUAUUCCCAUUUCCAUUUCAUUUUCGGGAACCACCAGACGCGAGAAAGAGAGAGAGAAAUCUAGAAAAAAAACAGAGAGAGAUCACCGCCUCUGCUCUUCUCCGAUCCUAUCUGGUCACCGACGUUCUCCAUUCUUCCUCCUCCGCCAAUCAGCUCGCCGUCGACAGGUGCGUGGGGAGCUUGAUCCGCCAGAGUUGGAGGAUCGUCCUACAAGUUCUUCUUCUUCCCUCUUCGAUGCAGUCGAUUUCGUCUUCCUUGAUUUUGAGUGGCCAGAAUUCUUCCCCUGUUCAGCCAUAUAAUCUAUCUUCUUCUUCCUUGCUUGUGUUUCGUUGGCUACUUGAGAUAGCGUAGCUAAGGCUGUACAUCCUGCUGAUCACUGAAGGACUUCUUUUGGUGAAUUAUGUGUAGAUUUCUUUGGUAAAUAUCUUCUAUUGAUACAAAUAUGAAAUUUAUGUAUCAUAUUAUGAAAAAAUAUAAUUAGGUGCUCCACAUAGACUAUAGUUAGGGUCCUUACUUUGUUAUAUACUUUGUCUAUUGGUUGGAAGGAGCAAAGCUCCUGGUUAUUGUGAUUUUUUUUGAUUGAACGUUUUGUUGUAAAAUUUUCAGGAUGGUCUUAUUUACAAGGGAAGUUCUGCUGAAAUUUCUACAAGAAUAAGAAAGCUUCUAUGAAAAUGAUCACGCAUGUUAUAAUUUAAUAUAAACAUAAUUAUGUUUUAGUAAUAUGAAGAAUUCU